AUGUUCGCUACCAGAGUCCUCCGCCAGGCCGCCGCUCACGCCGAGCGUACCCCGAGCAUCAAGUUCCUUGGCCGCCGCUCCAUUCCUUCUUCCAUCGACCACAGCCCCGCGCCUCACCCAGCUUCGCCCACCGGCAAGCUUCCCGCCAACUUUGGCAACGGCUCCGCCUCCCCCAAGCACACCAGCUUCAGCUCCUACCGCGACCACGCCCAGCAGCACGGUCCCCUCCAGCGCACCAUCGGCUCCGGCGUAGGCGGCUCUACCGGCCACCAGCUCGGCUCCGUCGUUCCCCCCUCUGGCGUCGCUUUCGACCGCUCCGAGCUCCCUGCCCGUUUCCGCCGCCAGCCCCUCGACAUGGCUGAGAUUGAGGCUGUCGAGUCCGGCGGCGCUGCCCUCUUCGGCUGA
This is a messenger RNA of Colletotrichum tamarilloi, 405 nucleotides long. RefSeq lists its product as uncharacterized. The coding region runs from base 1 to 405 and encodes 134 amino acids. The transcript is spliced from 2 exons. Gene Ontology annotation, molecular function: oxoglutarate dehydrogenase (succinyl-transferring) activity. The record is from RefSeq and is a predicted model, not a curated record. NCBI's taxonomy places the organism in Eukaryota, Fungi, Ascomycota, Sordariomycetes, Glomerellales, Glomerellaceae. Gene Ontology annotation, biological process: 2-oxoglutarate metabolic process.